This is a messenger RNA of Erigeron canadensis, 1509 nucleotides long. RefSeq lists its product as uncharacterized. The transcript is spliced from 7 exons. The record is from RefSeq and is a predicted model, not a curated record. The coding region runs from base 258 to 1181 and encodes 307 amino acids. Lineage: Eukaryota; Viridiplantae; Streptophyta; Magnoliopsida; Asterales; Asteraceae.
GUUUUCAUUUAUUUGCUAAGCUAUUAAAUCUUUGGGGGUCUAUUAGUACUUUUACAAACCUAAAGGAGGUAAAGUGUAAAUAUACAUAUAUUAUCGUGAGAAGUUUAGAACAAUCUAGGGCCAAGGCUGUUAUUCAAACUUACGGAAAUUUAUAUAAACCUCUAUGUAUAUGUAUUUCAUUUCUCCCUCGUAAAUUUGCAAUAAAUUCUUAUUGCUUCAGAUUUCACUCCGACGUUGUCAGGAUCUGUUGUAAAGGAAUGCAGAGGGAAAGACAAAAUAGAGAGGAACGAACUUCGGAAGACCUAUUUGAUGGUCCUCGAGGUUUUGCAUCUCGUAGAGGCAUGAUGUCUAGUAUCUUUGGAGAAAGAGAUCCAUUUGAUGACCCGUUUUUUAACCGACCAUUCGGGAGUAUAUUUGAGCCUAGCAUCUUUGGUACACGUGGUUCUUUCGAUGAUUUGCCUCAUCUGAAUACGAGUAGUUCCAAGGGACUAGUUAUUGAAGAGAUGGGUACUGAUGAUGAAGGGGAAGAAACUGAAAGUGGUGAUCCUAAGCCCAAUAAUAGCAAAGCCCGCCAAGGUAGUGGCACGUCUGGCAAAGGUCCUCUUAUAGAACACCCUGAUGAUGAAGAAGAAGCAAAGAAGGGUGUGCAUGUCAACAAGAACUAUAACUGGGUUGAAAAGACCAAGCCACAGUCCCAUAGUGUUAGCUAUAAGAAAGUUACGUAUGGUGGAAUAAAUGGAACAUACUACACAGCCACAACAACCAGGAAGUCAGGCAGCGAUGGAGUGGUGCUGGAAGACAGCAAAGAAGCUGAUAAAACGACAGGUCGAGCAACACACAGGAUUUCCAAAGGGAUACAUGACAAGGGUCAUUCUGUCACGAGGAAACUUGGUUCAGAUGGGAAAGUGGACACAAUGCAGACCUUACACAACCUCGACGAAGAUGAAUUAACUGGUUUUGAAGAAGCAUGGAAAGGUAAUGCUGAGAGGCACAUCCCUGGAUGGAACGAAGAAUUCAACUUUUUUGGGAGAUCAGGGUCUAGUAGCAUGCACCCUUCUGGCUUGGCACUCCAGGCAGCAGACCGUUCUCAGAGCAGUGGAAGAGGGAGUAAUGACGAUGGGGCACGGACUAGUUCCUCCAGUGGCCGACCUAAAAAGGUUGUUACAAUCAACAUAGACUGAACACGAUGUGGCAGCUACUAUUAAUGGCUCGACAUGUGCAUUCGGAUAGGUGUGGUCCUAUACAUCAAAGUAAGUUACUUACUGUUGGUCAGGGUCAAGCAGGACAAGCUACUUUCGGAAAUCUGAUGUUUAGGGUUUUCUGAAGUUACAUGAAUGUUGUAUCUCGACAUCUUCUGUGAACGUGUACUAUGUACGAAGAAACACCGGGUGUUCCGAUUUUAAGCAUUUUUGUUUUAUUUUUAUAUUAAUAGUCUUGUAAUUGUGGAAAAUGAUGAAGAUUAGUGUUUCCAAAUAGAUUAUACUCAUUGAGGAAAGAUUAUUAUGAACA